This is a messenger RNA of Cicer arietinum (chickpea), 1612 nucleotides long. Its product is annotated as calcium-dependent mitochondrial ATP-magnesium/phosphate carrier protein 2-like. Gene Ontology annotation, cellular component: myosin II complex. NCBI's taxonomy places the organism in Eukaryota, Viridiplantae, Streptophyta, Magnoliopsida, Fabales, Fabaceae. Gene Ontology annotation, molecular function: calcium ion binding. The record is from RefSeq and is a predicted model, not a curated record.
CUCCGCAGCAGCAAACAUAACGUAACGCAUUACAUUCAUUUCAUCAUUAAAUUAUUUAAUAUAAUAUCCCAUUUAAUUAAUUUAUUUUAUUUUCCAUAAAGAAACCGUCAUCACCUUUUACAACGAACCUCUCUUCAAUUUCAGAUCUGAAGCCAAAGUUAUCAUCUUUCGUUUCUUCACAAUUCAAAUGCUUCACUGGGUUCACAAAACCCCAUUACCAAUUACCAAUUUUUGAAAUUUGAAAAAUUCAAUUCAUCAAAGAAAAACAACAUGUCUGAAGCAGGCCAAGCCAUGGACAUGAGUUUUUCCAAACCAAAACCAUCUCCGGCCGCCGAUCACGGCCGUGGAACCAACCCGCCGAUGGAUCAUGUUCUAUUGGCUUUGCGUGAGACUAAAGAAGAGAGGGAACUUCGAAUUCGGAGUUUGUUUAAUUUCUUUGAUGCUGCAAACAAUGGUUACUUGGAUUAUGCUCACAUUGAAGCAGGGUUAUCUGCACUUCAGAUACCUCCUGAAUAUAAAUAUGCUAAGGAACUUUUCAAGGUUUGUGAUGCUGAUAGAGAUGGGAGAAUCGAUUAUCACGAUUUUCGACGUUAUAUGGAUGAUAAAGAACUUGAACUUUACCGUAUUUUUCAAGCUAUUGAUGUUGAACAUAAUGGUUGUAUUCUUCCUGAAGAACUUUGGGAUGCACUUGUCAAGGCUGGUAUUGAAAUUGAUGAGGCGGAACUUGCUCGCUUUGUUGAACAUGUUGAUAAGGAUAAUAAUGGAAUUAUCACUUUUGAAGAAUGGAGAGAUUUUCUUCUACUUUAUCCUCAUGAAGCAACCAUGGAAAACAUAUAUCAACAUUGGGAGAGGGUGUGCCUUGUAGACAUUGGAGAACAAGCUGUGAUUCCUGAAGGCAUCAGCAAGCAUGUGCACAGGAGUAGAUAUUUUAUCGCAGCAAGAGUGUUGGUUCCUACAUUCCACCCAAAGCUAGUGUUUUGCAAAAGCACAGCCGCAGGCAAAGGCGCAGCAGAAGCAUGGGUGGCGGAGGAGGAGGCAGUAGCAACAAAUUGUGAUAAAAAGCUUGAGUUCUUCAUGCCUUUUCAAAUUCUUCCACCUGUUUAGUAACUUCAAACAUAAGUCAGGAAACCAGAUCAAAUCCGGAUCACAUUUCGCACGUCUAAUUGAUUCAACAUUUUAUAUUUAAUACCAAUCUGCAAGAAAGCCAGAUUGAGAUGGAAAAACACAAUCAAGUAGCUAUAACACGCUUUAUAGUGCACAUAUAAGGUCAUGGAUGGUCCUGCUGUCAAAAAAAAGUCAUGGAUGGUCCUGCCUUAUAAUUGUGGGGUAUUAGAAGAGAAUAAAGAAGCUCGAAUGGAAUGUGGUAACACAUCCAUGGGAUCUUUUACUUUUACAAAAGAGACAUUUAUAGUACCUUCUACAAUCAUAACUUCAAAAUCCUCACAUCACAGUAAGGAGAACAAUAGUGUGAGCUCUAUGGAAUCGACAGACAUAGAUACUCAUUUUCCUUUGCAAAAAUAAACAAUAAUGAAAAAGAUGCAUAUCCAAAACCAUUUGUAUUUCCAAAAUCACAUUAAUCUCGAAAAGAGAGCAUUCCUAGGCUGAACAAGAA